CCGAAAACAUAGCAAAUUAUAAUCUCUUAACCAAAGCAAUUCCGGCUAAUAUAGUUCUUCGUUUAUUACAUUGACGAUAUAUUAGUUGGUUUUUUGACGAUUUAACAGAAGAAUCAUAUACAGCUUUUCGUUCUGAACGAAUCUUUUACUUGGGGUAGAAUUGCUACACACGCCAGACGGAUUUGAGGGUAUCGAAGGAAGACACACAAGAUGCCAGAAUUGCAAGUCAAAAAGCACAUUGCUUACUUCAAACGAAAUUUAAUGAUGUUUCCGCAACCAUACCAGGAAAUGGAUAGUGAACGGAUGGUGCUAGGCUACUUCUGUUUACUUGGACUGGAUCUUCUAAAAGCGUUGGAGGAAAUCCGGGAGCAAGACAAGAUUGAUUGGAUUGCUUGGGUCCGUUCGUGCAGGGUCGCGAAGAGAUGCGACAGCAUUGACAAGGAUGUUAAGGGGGAUGCUUAUUAUGUUGGAUAUCGAGGAGGACCGUGUACUAUGACACCGGGAAAUGAGCAAUGGGACGAGCCAAUGUUAGCGGGAACACUGUUCGCAGCAUGCAAUUUGCUCUUUCUUGGCGAUAACCCGAGAAGCAAUACCGAGGACAUGAAAGGAAUCGAACGCUUCCUACAACUCUGCCUAUGUGAAGACGGCAGGUACAGAAGUAACUUGCUGCCAGGGGCAGAUGAAGACAUCCGACAAUUGUAUAUGGCAGUUUCAACCGCAACCUUGCUUGAGCUAAAGUUAAAGAAUGUGGAGCAGUCGCUAGAUUAUAUUAAGUCCUGUCAGCGGUAUGAAGGCGGAUUCGGCCAAACUCCGGGCGCGGAAGCGCACGCAGGCGCUACCUUUUGUGCAAUUGCCUCCUGGAAGUUGUUGAAUAAGAUGAUUCCUGAGUUCCGGGGGAAGUCGCUAAAAAAGUGCAUUCCUCACUAUGAUCGACUGUUACGAUGGUUGGUUUUCCGUCAACAAUCAGAUGGAGGUUUCAACGGACGCACUCAAAAGUUAACCGAUACAUGCUAUUCAUUUUGGGUACAAGCAACAUUAAGUAUCUUGGGUGAAAUCCAUUUAGUCGAAGCGAAUGCUUCAAGAAACUUUUUGCUUGAACAAACACAGCACCUCAUUGGAGGAUUCAGUAAAGUGCAUGGCGAAUAUCCUGAUGUUUUGCAUAGUGCUCUUGGCUUGUUUUCUCUUGCGUUACAUGAUGACUCAAAGCUUUCUGAUGUUUGCCCUGCAUUAUGCUUGACAGCUCGUUUCUGUCCAGAAGAAGCAAAAUAAAACCGUUAAUUUAGACCAUUUUCCAAUUAUAAUAGCAUCAAUUUUAUUUACUUUUUCGCAUUUUCUUUUGCUUGAGCUCGACGCAUGCGGCGUUGGACACGUCGAUUUCCGAUUUUAA
Molecule: messenger RNA, 1387 nt
Organism: Schizosaccharomyces japonicus yFS275
Lineage: Eukaryota; Fungi; Ascomycota; Schizosaccharomycetes; Schizosaccharomycetales; Schizosaccharomycetaceae
Product: geranylgeranyltransferase I beta subunit Cwg2
Exons: 1
Coding region: 211-1269 (352 amino acids)
Cellular component (GO): CAAX-protein geranylgeranyltransferase complex
Molecular function (GO): catalytic activity; CAAX-protein geranylgeranyltransferase activity; protein prenyltransferase activity
Source: RefSeq, a predicted model, not a curated record